Messenger RNA from Bubalus bubalis (water buffalo), 619 nucleotides. It is a transcript of the gene RPL26, whose product is annotated as ribosomal protein L26. Gene Ontology annotation, biological process: cytoplasmic translation; ribosomal large subunit biogenesis. Gene Ontology annotation, molecular function: structural constituent of ribosome; RNA binding. Lineage: Eukaryota; Metazoa; Chordata; Mammalia; Artiodactyla; Bovidae. The transcript has 4 exons. The coding region runs from base 139 to 576 and encodes 145 amino acids. Gene Ontology annotation, cellular component: ribosome; cytosolic large ribosomal subunit. The record is from RefSeq and is a predicted model, not a curated record.
CCUCUACGCAUUCAAACUCCGCGCCUCUCUUGCUCAAGAAACAUCGGUCUCGCGAGAUCUUGCGGAAACUUACAGAACCGGAAGCAGCCUGCAGAUCUCUUCCCUUCUGUGGCCAUCGCUGAAGCGCUAGCGGCCAAAAUGAAGUUCAAUCCCUUUGUGACUUCUGACCGAAGCAAGAAUCGAAAAAGGCAUUUCAAUGCGCCUUCCCACAUUCGCAGGAAAAUUAUGUCUUCUCCUCUUUCUAAAGAGCUAAGACAGAAGUACAACGUUCGAUCCAUGCCCAUCCGAAAGGAUGAUGAAGUUCAGGUUGUACGAGGGCACUACAAAGGGCAGCAAAUUGGCAAAGUAGUCCAGGUUUACAGGAAGAAAUACGUCAUCUACAUUGAACGAGUGCAGCGGGAGAAGGCUAAUGGCACAACUGUCCAUGUGGGCAUUCACCCCAGCAAGGUGGUUAUCACCAGACUAAAACUGGACAAAGACCGCAAAAAGAUCCUCGAACGUAAAGCCAAAUCUCGCCAAGUAGGAAAGGAAAAGGGCAAAUAUAAGGAAGAAACAAUUGAGAAGAUGCAAGAAUAAAGUCAUCAUGUCUACAGCUUUCAUUAAAAACUGUUAAAAUGAA